Messenger RNA from Lagopus muta (rock ptarmigan), 3006 nucleotides. Its product is annotated as zinc finger protein RFP-like. NCBI's taxonomy places the organism in Eukaryota, Metazoa, Chordata, Aves, Galliformes, Phasianidae. The transcript is spliced from 10 exons. The coding region runs from base 1005 to 2396 and encodes 463 amino acids. The record is from RefSeq and is a predicted model, not a curated record. Gene Ontology annotation, molecular function: protein binding.
AGGGGAAAAUUUGAGAUGGAUCCCAUUUUGUGAACAUCUCCCACCUGCGGGUAAUGCUCAGAGCUCUCAGCCCUGCGGGUUUAAUUUCUCUCUCUGCAGCUCGUUGGGUCGGGAACCUUCAUUAUUGCAGUAAUUAGGGAUGGGAUACGAGAGGCAGGAGAGGAUCCAAGCAGGGGAAAGGGGAGGGGAAGGACGUACCGUAAUCUGUCUGACAGCCUUCAGGUUGGAGCAGCUAAAGGAGCAGCUCAGAAUACCAUCCCUCCCUCUGUCAAAGGGCAAAAGUAACGGUUAAUUAAAAUAUAUAUAUAUAUUUUAAUUGACAGUCAGCAUGGCAAAUGGCACAGAGGUCGGGUAAUGCUGGUGGUUGGUUUGCGUGCAACUCAGAAUUGCAAUUAGGAGUUCCUGUGCUAAGGGGAAAAAAAAGGUGAAAAAUGAGUUCAGAAGCCGCCCAGCUCUUUAAUUAAAGCAGUUUGGUGAAUGUUGUGCUGUGGUGACCGAAGUAAGAGAGCCCUGUGCUGCAAAUGCCCCCAUCUGUCCUGGAAACGGAGGAUAUCUUCCCCUAUGGCCAACAAUGACGGAGCAUUUUAAGCCCAAAGCUUCAUCCGGCCAAAUUCCACAAUGGAGACACGGAUCUGCAGGGAGAUUCCAGGCAGCACAUUCUGUGUUUCCUUAAAUAGGGCUGAUAUUUCCCCCUGUCCCACAUGUGAUCCGUCUGAGCUCACACAGCCCUUAAAAAUCUGCAAGGAUCUUGUUCUGCUGCCUGCCGGCUGCUUCCCACAGCCUUGGGAAGGCUGCACCAAAGUCAGAUUGCAAAGAGAAGGCGCAAAAAAACACGAUUGGAGACACCGAUCUGAGAUGUCAAACUGCACGAUGGAGCCUUAAGUAAGACGAACUUCAGGCCAGAUGCCCAGGAGAGGUGUUAAAUUUUGGUUCAAGCCCACACCGGUAGCAGCAGAAGGAAGGCAGGGAAAGGGGGAUUGCAAGAGAUUGGAGACCGCACCACCAUGGCCUCCGCUGCUUCUAGAGCAAAGGAAAAGGGAGAGGGGGGCUCCCACCACCCUGUCCCAGAGCAUCGGAUGGACGAUGGAGGUGGAGGUGGAGCGUGGCCAGAGCGAGGACGGCUCGGGGAUACGGAGGUCAUCGGCCACCGAAACCACCUCAGGAAAGGGAAUUUCCACACAAAGCUCCACUUGGAGCACCUGGCAGAGAAGCUGAAGCUUUUGGGGCUGGAAGGAGACAAAGGGGAGAAGGAGAAGCUCUGCUCGUGGCGCAAGAGGACGUUCCUCUCCAAUGGACCUCGGGAUGAUGGAGGUCCCACUGGAGCCCCCAUAAAGGAGUCGGUGCAGGAGGACGGGGAGCAGAUUUGCAGCCAUUUGGAGAACCUCAAGAAACAAAGGAAGGAGCUCUUAGAACUCAAAACGAGCGGAGAGAGGCGAUGCCAAGACUUUCUGACACGGACGGAGGCUGAAAGGCAGAAAAUUGCAUCAGAAUUCCGUCAGCUCCACCGUUUUCUGAAGGAGAAGGAAGUGAUGCUUCUGGCACGGCUGGGAGAGCUGGACAGGGCUGUGCUGAGGAGGCAGGAGGAGGAGGAGGCCAAGGUGCAGGGGGACAUUUCUCUCCUAAGCAUCCUCAUCUGUGAGAUGGAGGAGAAACUCAAGCGACCCACGUGUGGAUUCCUACAGGAUGCCAGAGGCACGCUGAACAGGUGGGAGAUGGGCAGAACUCAAAGGACGACAGAGAGCUUUGCAGAUGUGGAACGGAGGCUCCGUGUCAUCUCCCAGCAAAAUAAAAUCCUCAAGGAGACGCUGGGGAGAUUCCAAGAUCUUUUACCAUCUGAGCUGGAGAAGGAGGAAGGAGCAUCCGUAGGAGAAGAGGGAGAGGCAUUUGUCACCCUGGAUCCCAGCACUGCCACUGCGGGGCUCGUCCUGUCCCGGGACCGACGUGGGGUGAGAUGGAUGGACACAGGGCACAACGUGUCCCCUUGUCCCCAACGCUUCGAUGUCUCCUGCUGUGUGCUGGGCUGUCGGGGCUUCACCUCAGGGAGGCACUUUUGGGAUGUGGAGGUGAUGGGUGGUGGCACGUGGGCACUCGGGGUGGCACGCAGCUCUGUGCCCAGGAAGGGUUGGCUCGCUUUCCAUCCCGAUUAUGGGAUUUGGGCCGUGGGAUGCUGUAGAAACCGCUUCCGAGCUUUCACAUCUCCCCCAACCGCCCUCCCCCUGGGUGGGAAUCCCAACAGGAUUCGAGUGGUGUUGGAUUACGGAGGGGGACGGGUGGCUUUCUACCUCGCUGCCCAAAAAAAUCCCAUAUUUGCUUUCCAAAAUGCUUCUUUUUGCGGGGAGAGCAUCUUCCCCUUCUUCUGGGUGGGCAGAGAAUCCCACCUCCACCUCUGCCCCUGAGAGAAGGAAAAGGGAGGUCUGAAAUUUUGGGGUGAGCAUCUCCGUCAGCUCACCUGCAGUACAAUGGGAUCUUCCAGGCUUUGGGCUCUGUGCUCGUCGUGCCAUUAUUUUCAUGGCAUCCUAAAAUGGUGCUGCAUUAUUUUUAUGACACUGUAAGAGGAUGGAGCAGAAGAUUUGUCACAAAUUAGCAAGGAAAAAAAAAUCAGCAAAGGAAAACAUGGAAUUUUCUUGUUGUGUUUAAUGGGAUCCAGGGUUGGGGGAAGGACCACGGCUCUGGGUGCUGUGGGAUCACUUCUCUUUGUUCACUGGGAACGUGGGGUGGCAUAGAGGGGACAGAGGGGGGCUGUAGGGUGACAACAUGGGGCAGAUUCGGGUCUCCCCAUCCCAUGCUUGGGAUUCAGAUGCCCCUUUUUUGGGCUCCUUUAGGUCUCCCUACCCCUUUUUUGGGGGGCAGAAACCCUUCCUGCGCCUCUUUUUGGGGUCUCCCAUCCCUUGCAACGUGUGGUGGAAGUAAAAAAGAGACAGAAAUUCUGCCCAAACCCGCAGGUUUUAUGGAAUAACCAAAGCGAAAGUGAAACCCAGCCGGGGCCGGGCUGCAGCCCGUGAGCAU